AUGGGGAGGGGAAAUGUGAAGGUGGAGGCUAGUGAAACUUCCACUGCUCAUCAAGAGGAAAUGCGAUCAACACAUGAGAGCAAAAAGACUCUUUUUGCAUCUGCCUUCAUUAAGGAAUGGUCAACUCUGACAGAAGCUUCUGUAGUACAUAACAUGCCAGAAGCUCUUGCUGUUAAUGCCACGGUAACGUUUAGUUGCAAACCAGAUGUGAGCAUCUCUGCAUCGUCAUCUCUACAAAGCAAGGGGAAUUUUUCCUUAUUAGGAAACAGGAAGCUCUUUUUUGACACUCAUGCUCUGGUGUGCCUUUUGGAGGAAAAUGGGUUCACUACGCAGCAGUCGGAGAUCAUUGUUUCUGCCUUAGUGAAAAUUAUGAACACCAACCUGGAUAUGAUUUACAAGGACAUGGUCACCAAAGUACAACAGGAGAUUGCUCUUCAACAAAUAAUGUCCCAUAUUGGUGGCGUGAAAAAGGAUAUGAUUAUUCUGGAAAAAAGUGAAUUUUCAGCACUGCGUUCAGAAAAUGAGAAAAUAAAACUCGAACUCCUGCAGAUAAAGAAGCAAGUCAUGGAUGAAAUUACCAAAGUUCGUGCAGAUAAUAAGUUAAACCUCAAUCUAGAGAAGAGCAGAGUAAAAGAACUGUAUUCACUUAAUGAAAGAAAACUACUUGAAAUGAGGACAGAAAUAGUGGAAAUGCACGCACAACAGGAUCGAGCUCUAACACAGACUGACAGAAAAAUAGACACAGAAGUUGCAGGUCUGAAGACAAUGCUGGAAUCGCACAAACUGGACAAUAUUAAGUACUUAGCAGGUUCAGUAUUUACAUGCCUUACUGUAGCACUGGGAUUUUAUCGUUUAUGGAUGUGAUACAACAUCAUAUUGGACUUCUACUGUCUUGCUUUCUGAAAACCAAGGAGAUUUUAUCUCUGCCCUUUACUGUUUUAUUUUUAUUUAUUUUUUGUAAAGCAGACUCUAUUGAGAAUGUGACCAAAGAUGUGCCUAAAAAUGAAUUAUCCAUAUAGCUGCAUAUUUUGUAAUUUACCACUGAUGGAAGCAAGGUAUAAACAUUUCUGGUGCUUGCUUCCCCUCUGGACUGAUAUGAACAAAGUAUCAUUUCAGUAACCACUGGAAUUCAUACCGCUUGUACGGGCUGCGUGAUGCUCAGAAAAAUCCCCUUGGAAUUAUGUCCCGGAGUCUGUUCAGAUGCUUGCACGUGUCGGAGCGGAAUCUUGAUUCUUAAUGUCCGAGCGAAACUCCCCUUCGUGUGGCUUGGAGGUACCCUCGUGUAAGUAGGAUACGUGUUAACUGGAUCACGCUUACAUUCCUCCUCCCGACACUUGUUCCUCUACUAACUAUGAGCAAAUAGUUGUUUUGCUAUUUUUAUAACGUUACAGUCAUCAGCUUGUUUUCCA
Molecule: messenger RNA, 1409 nt
Organism: Nothoprocta perdicaria
Lineage: Eukaryota; Metazoa; Chordata; Aves; Tinamiformes; Tinamidae
Gene: MCUR1
Product: mitochondrial calcium uniporter regulator 1
Exons: 10
Coding region: 1-864 (287 amino acids)
Biological process (GO): positive regulation of mitochondrial calcium ion concentration; calcium import into the mitochondrion
Cellular component (GO): mitochondrion; mitochondrial inner membrane
Source: RefSeq, a predicted model, not a curated record